This is a messenger RNA of Lepisosteus oculatus (spotted gar), 9553 nucleotides long. The record is from RefSeq and is a predicted model, not a curated record. Lineage: Eukaryota; Metazoa; Chordata; Actinopteri; Semionotiformes; Lepisosteidae.
AACCAUGUACUUAUUGGGACAAUCUAACUGAGCUGCAAACGUUAAAUGUUCCUGAGGACUGUUCAUUUGUAUGUGGCGUUGUUCGGAAAAGGAAAAUAACCAACAGAAAUCACAAUGAAGGCAGAUGUGCACCAGGUCAAAUCUCCGUCGUCUGCGCAGACAGCGGCAGAGCACCUGUUGCACCAGAUGCAAAGCAUUGCAGGAGCUUGCAGUCCCUCGGAGAGUGACGUCCACAGUCCAGGCAAAACAGACACUGGGCAGGAACUCACCCUGGCUACUGCAGGGUUCAGAGGACAAGAGACCCCCUCCCCCUGACAGGAAACUGGGUCCUGGUGGGGUUACCCCCAGCCAUGCUGAAGAGAAGGCUCAAUGGACAAACAACCACAUGUAACAGAGAGUCGCUGACAUCAUUUCCGCUUCGUGGGUCCUUGCGGAAGAGUGGAUGCGUAACUUCCGUCCGCAGCCGGUUCUCCAGAUGCGAUGGUCUCGGGGUCAGCUGUGCUGGUUCUCGCGUAGCAGAUGCUGCCACCUGCCGGGAAACAGCAGACACGCAGCUCCAGCCACCUGCCGGCCGAGCUCACGGGCGCGCGCGCGCGCGGGGGCGGCCGGGGGGUAUAUAAGGGCGUCGCUCCCCGCGGCUCUUCAGCCUCUCCAGGUGGUGCGAGAGCCAGCCAUGGAGACCAGAAUACUUUUGCUGUGGGUAGCAGCCAUGCUGGUGAACGAUGCCAGUGGCUUGUGUCCAACAGGAACGGAGUUCCUCACCGCCUUCAUGACCAACUUCAGAGCAAACUCCUACGACCCCCAGUUCGAGCUGCUCAUCGCCUCGUACCGAUCCAAAGCCACGGUCAAGGUGGAGGUGCAGGCCCUCGGCUUCUCAAAGACGGUGAUGGUGAACAAGGGGGCCACGGAGCACGUCGUCUUGCCGAACGCCGCCGAGCUGCAGGGCACCGGGUACUGCACGAAGACGGUCCGCGUCACCUCCGACUACGAGGUCUCGGUGGUGGCCUACAACACCAAAACGUCCACUGGGGACAGCGCCGUGGUGUACCCCACUCUGCAGCUGGGCAGAGAGUAUGUCAUCUUCACGCCCAACACUGGUCUGUCCGACAUGGACAAAAUGGCCGUCGUCAUCAACGGCAAAGACGCCAACCAGGUCGAGAUCAUCCCCAGAGAGCAGAUCACCAUCAACGGUGUUGGCUACAAGCCGGGCAGUAAGAUCACCGUCUCGCUGGCGCCCUACCAGCUCUACCAGCUGAAGAGCAGGUGCACCCUCACUGGGACCCGGGUCAAGGCGCAGCAGCCUGUGGCCGUGCUGGCUGGGCACCAGUGCUCGGUCCGGGCCCAGUACUGCAACCACGUGUACGAGCAGCUCGUGCCGGUGGACCGCUUCUCCACCCGCUUCCUGGUGCCGCCCAUGAACGCGCUGCCCUCCAAGGACCUGGUCCACGUGGUGGCGGCCGAAGACAAGACGCUGGUGCGGAUCGGCAAGGGCAGCGCAACCGAGAGCAGGACCCUCAUGGCUGGCGACGUCUGGGACUCCGGCGUGGGGGCGUUCGCGCCCCUGAGCAUCGAGAGCGACCGGAGGGUCAUGGUCAUGUACUACGGCGGGGGUGGCCAGUACGACCCCUACCUGAUCAACGUCAUGCCCACGGCGGAGUUCGCCAACCGGUGGGUCGCGGACACCCAGGGCGGCUUCAACAGCGAGGCGGCCAUCGUGAUCGAGGCCGAUGGCGUCGGCAGCCUGAAGGCGGAUGGCAGGAGCCUCAACCCCCAGAAGAAGUGGGAGCGCUUCGGCGCGGAUUCCAAGUACGUGUGGUCCAGCCUCGACCUCGCCACCUCGGAGCGCCACUGGGUCAUCAGCAGCGACGCCCUCAUGGCGGUGUACGUCUACGGCGGGAAGCCCCACGAUGGAUACGGCAACACGGGCGUGUGCUACUCGGCUCCUGCUCCCACCCCGCCGCCGGAUCCCUGCGCGGCUGUGAAGUGCCGGGAGAAGGAGGAGUGCCGUGCCGGCGUCUGCAAGCACAUCUCCAAAGCCACCUGUGAGGCCGUGGGGGACCCCCACUACACCACCUUCGACGGGAGGAAGUUCGACUUCCAGGGCACCUGCAGCUACACCCUGUCCGCCACCCGCGGCGACGCCGGCGGCCUGGAGCAGUUCGCCGUCACCGCCAAGAACGAGAACAGGGGCAACACGAAGGUGUCCUUCGUGCGGACGGUCACCAUCACCGUCUACGGCCAGACCAUCAGCAUCAGCAAAUACGACAGCGGGAAAGUUGGGGUAAACGGCAUCUCCAGCAACCUGCCCGUCACCCUCGUCAACGGGAAACUGCGGGUGGCGCGUAGCGGGCGGUACGCCCUGCUGACGACGGACUUCGAGCUGCAGGUGAUGUACGACUGGAACAUGGCCCUGUUCAUCACGGUGCCCAGCAGCUACUUCCGCCUGCUGGGGGGCCUCUGCGGCAACUACAACGGCGACCGCGGUGACGAGUUCUCCAACCCCAGGGGGGAGCUGGUCACCGCCGUGCUGGACUUCGCCAGCAGCUGGAAGGUCGAGGACAAGGACCUCUUCUGCCACCACCACUGCAACGGGGAGUGUCCCAGCUGCUCCCUGACCCUGCAGGAGAAGUACCGCGGGGAGGAUUUCUGCGGGCUCAUGGCCAAGAAAGACGGCCCCUUCGCCGGCUGCCACGCCACGCUGAACCCCGAGAAGUACGUGGACAACUGCGUCUACGACGUCUGCAUCAACAAGGGCUACCGGAAGUUCCUCUGCGAGGCCCUGGAGAGCUACGCCGAUGCCUGUCGGCGGGAAGGAGCCAAGCUGACGGGCAGCUGGAGAACCCUGGCCUCCUGUCCGCUGGACUGCCCGGAGAACAGCCACUACGAGGCCUGCGGCAGCGCCUGCCCGGCGUCCUGCGGCGACCUCGACGCUCCCGCCCGCUGCCAGCUGCCCUGCGCGGAGACGUGCGUCUGCGACAGCGGCUUCGUGCUGAGCGGGAGCAGCUGUGUGCAGAAGGGCGCCUGCGGCUGCAGCCACGAGGGCCAGUACUACACGCCGGGGCAGGAGUUCUGGGCGGACGAGCGCUGCGGCCGGCGCUGCACCUGCCAGGCGCGCACGGGCACGGUGGCGUGCGUCUCCGCCGGCUGCAAGAGCUCGGAGGUGUGCGAUCUGCGGGACGGGGUGCGGGGCUGCUACCCAGCCUCCUUCGCCACCUGCGAGGCCUCCGGCGACCCCCACUACCGCUCCUUCGACGGCAAGACCUUCGACUUCCAGGGCACCUGCACCUACCAGAUGGCCAAGCUGUGUGGCAGCGCGGCCGGCCUGGUGCCCUUCGAGGUGCACCUGCAGAACGAGAACCGCGGCCAGAACAAGGCUGUGGCCUUCACCAAGAUGGUCAGGAUCUUGGUCUACGGCCACGAAAUCAUCAUGAGCAAGGACAGCCCAGGCAGAGUCAUGUUCAACCAGCUGUACGUGAACCUGCCCUUCUACUUGGAGGACAACAAGCUGUCCAUUUACCGCAGUGGCUUCGCGGGGGUGGUGAGGACGAGUUUCGGCAUGACCGUGAGCUUCAACUGGAACAGCUACUUCUCCGUCACCCUUCCCAGCACCUACUCCGGCGCGGUCUGCGGGCUGUGCGGGAACUGGAACGGUAACCGCGGCGACGACAUGCUGAUGCCGGACCGGUCCCCCGCCAGCACGCCCACCGCCUUCGGGCACAGCUGGAAGGUGAAGGACGACCCGGGCUGCUCCAGCGACUGCAAGGGCGGCGUCUGCCCCUCCUGCGACCCGGGCCAGCGCCGCGCCUACGAGGGCGCCGACUUCUGCGGGAGGAUCACGGACCGCAGCGGCCCCUUCAAGGACUGCCACGCCAAGGUCGAGCCCCAGCUCUACUUCGACAACUGCGUCUUCGACGUGUGCCUGUACCGCGGCCACUCCUCGGCCCUCUGCGAGGCCCUCACUGCCUACACCACCGCCUGCCAGAGCGCUGGGGCCACCGUGGCCCUCUGGAGGAGCGACAGGCUCUGCCCCGUGGCCUGCAAGGAGAACAGCCACUACUCGGUGUGCGCUGCCGGCUGCCCGCUGACCUGCCGCGACCUGUCCAGCGCGCAGACCUGCGCGGGCACGCCCUGCCGCGAGGGCUGCGAGUGCGACGACGGCUUCCUGCUCAGCGACGGCCGCUGCGUGCCCGUGGCGGACUGCGGCUGCGUGCACGAGGGCCGCUACUACAAGGCAGGCGAGGUCUUCUUCCCCUGGGGGCUGUGCAGCAACCGCUGCGUGUGCCAGCAGGGCGGCGCCGCGGCGUGCGACGAGGCGGCCGCCUGCGGCCCCAACGAGAAGUGCGUGCUGAAGGACGGCGUGCAGGGCUGCCACCCCGCCGGCACGGGCACCUGCUGGAUCGCCGGGAACACGCGCUACCGCUCCUUCGACGGGCGCGGCUUCAGCCUGUUCGGGAACUGCGUGUACAGGGUGGCCGAGGCCGUCGGCAAGGACGGCAAGCUGGCGCCCUUCCUGGUGACGGUGCACCAGGAGUCGGCUCUGGGCGUCACCGUGACCAGGAGCGUCGCGAUCCGGGCGUACGGCUACGAGCUGACGCUGCUCCCCGGACUCAGCUGGGAGGUCAGGGUGGGCGGCGUGAGGGCGAACCUGCCCCUGUCGCUGGAGGACGGGAGGGUGUCCGCCUACCAGAGUGGGAUCCACAUCAUCGCGGAGACUGACUUCGGCCUGAAGGUCAGUUACGAUGGCGCCUCGUCCGUCGUCUUCAACGUCCCGUCCACCUACAAGGGCGCGCUGGGGGGCCUGUGCGGCAACUACAACGACAACAAGGCGGACGACUUCGCGCUGCCGGGCGGCACCCAGGCGGGCAGUGUGGACGCGUUCGCCGCCGGCUGGGUGCCCGCGGAGGAGCAGCCCAAGUGCGUGACCGGCUGCGGCACCGACUGCCCCGGUACGGAUGACAAGAAGAAGCCCGAGGCGGAGAAGGAGACGGCCUGCGGGAUGCUGAGGUCCGCGAAGGGCCCGUUCGCCGGCUGCCAGGCCGCCGUGCCGCCCGCCGAAUACUUCGACGACUGCGUUCAGGAAGUGAUCACGGAGGGAGGGAACCAAGACAUCCUGUGCCGGCACAUCCAGAAGUACGCGGCCGCCUGCCAGGCCGCCGGGGGCUCCAUCGGCAUCUGGAGAUCCGACAAGUUCUGCCCGCUGAAGUGCCCGGCCAACAGCCACUACGAGCUGUGCGCCGACACCUGCGCGGCCACCUGCGCCUCCCUCAGCCAGGCCGUCCGGUGCCCCAGGUGCCAGGAGGGGUGCCAGUGCGACGAGGGCUUCGUGUUCACGGCGGGCGCCUGUGUCCCGCUGGAGAGCUGCGGCUGCAUGGUGGAGGGGCGCUACUAUAAGUCCGGCGAGGCGGUCCUGCAGAAGGCCUGCAGCGAGCUGUGCACCUGCAAGGCGGGUGUGCUCAGCUGUAGCCGGGCCGACUGCGCCUCGGACGAAGCCUGCGAGGUCCGCAACGGCGUCAUGGGAUGCUACAGCAAAGACCCCUGCCAGAACACCAAGUGCCGGCAGAAGGAGGACUGCAUCGUGCGGGACACCCAGGCCGUGUGCAUCGCCCAGUCCAAGGCCACCUGCUGGGCCAUGGGAGACCCCCACUACCAGUCCUUCGACGGGAAGCCCUUCAGCUUCCAGGGCACCUGCAGCUACAUCCUGGCCCGCACCACGGGCAGGGACCCCACCCUCACGCCCUUCAGCAUCCUCAACAAGAACGAGGUGCGCGGCAACGCGGACGGCUCCUUCGUCAAGCUGGUCACCGUGCAGGUCAAGGGGCACGAGAUCGCCAUCCUGCGGGGAGAGCGGGGCCGCGUGCGGGUGGACGGCAUCAGCUCCAAUCUCCCGGUGAGCCUGGAGUCGGGGAGCAUCCGGAUCGUGCAGUCGGGGAUCAGGGCCGUGCUGGAGACGGACUUCGGGCUGGAGGUCGUCUUCGACUGGACCACGCUCUUCAUGGUGACGGUGUCCAGCAGUUACUAUGACAACCUGGAGGGCCUCUGCGGGAACUACAACGCGGACACGGGGGACGACCACAUGGCGGCCACGGGCGUGCUCGUCGCCAACGUCACCGAGUGGGCGCGGUCCUGGAGCCUGCCGGACCGCGACCCCUUCUGCUGGCACUACUGCCAGGGCUCCUGCCCCACGUGCGCCGACGCCGACCAGGAGCUGUACCGCGGGCAGAGGUUCUGCGGCCUGAUCGAGGACAAGAGCGGGCCCUUCGCCCAGUGCCACGGCGCCCUCAAGCCCCAGCUGUUCGCCGACAACUGCCUGUACGACGUGUGCCUGAACAGGGGCCGGCAGGAGGUCUACUGCCAGGCCCUCGCCAACUACGUGUCGGCCUGCCGGGCGGCCGGGGCCUCGGUCUCGGCCAAGUGGAGAGAGCUCGCCAAGUGCCCGCUGAACUGCCCCCAGAACAGCCACUACGAGUUCUGCGGCAGCCCUUGCCCGGCCACCUGCGCGGAGCCCAAGCCGCGCAGCCCCUGCCCGCUGGCCUGCACCGAGUCCUGCCAGUGCGACGAGGGCUUCGUGCUCAGCGGGGACAGGUGCGUCUCGGCGAAGACGGGCUGCGGCUGCACCCACGGUGAGCGCUACUACCUGCCCGGCGAGGCCUUCUGGGCGGACGCCAGGUGCCAGCAGCAGUGCGCCUGCGACGGCGCCACGCAGACGGUGUCCUGCCGGCCGCGGGGCUGCAAGGCCAGCGAGCAGUGCAAGGUGGUGGACGGCGUGCAGGACUGCUACCCCCUCAGCUACCAGACCUGCACGGCCCUCGGGGACCCCCACUUCCGCAGCUUCGACGGCCGCAGGUUCGACUUCCAGGGCACCUGCGUGUACCGGCUGGCCGGCGUCUGCUCCAAGGACCCCAGCCUGCCGGCCUUCGACGUCACCCUGGAGAACAACAACCGUGGCAGCCGGCUGGUGUCCUUCGCCAGGGUGGUGUCGGCCAAGGUGCUCGACCGCACCGUCACCAUCAGCCAGGACUACAGGGGCAGGAUCCUGGUCGACGGCAUUCUGACCUCCCUGCCCUUCUACUUCAACGGCAGCCAGGCGAGUGUGUACCGCAGUGGUGCCUUCGCCGUGCUGGAGACCCACUUCGGCCUGAAGGUGCAGUUCGACUGGAGCAGCGCGGUCAGCGUCACGGUGCCCAGCACCUACGCCGGCGCCACCUGCGGCCUGUGCGGCAACAACAACGGCAAUCUGGGCGACGAUCUGCUCCUGCCCGGCGGCCAGGCCGCCCAGAGCCCCACCCACUUCGGCAACAGCCAGCGGGUGGGCGACACCCCCGGCUGCUCGCCCGAGUGCCGGGACUGCCCGGAGCCGCCGCCCAAGCCGGGCCCCGGCGAGAAGCCUCCGGCGUACCUGACCGACUGCGACGUGAUCCGGAGCGCCAGCGGGCUGCUGCGGGACUGCCUGGCGCGGGUGGACUCCGCCCACUACCACGAGAGCUGCGUCUUCGACCUCCGGCUGCACCAGGGCCUCCAGAGGGCCGCCUGCGACGUCAUCGCCGCCUACGUCAAGGAGUGCCAGGACGCGGGCGGCAAGAUCGAGCCGUGGCGGAGGAGCGACUUCUGCGCUCCCUCCUGCCCCAGGAACAGCGAGUACACCACGUGCGGCCCCGGCUGCCCGGCCACCUGCGCCGACAUGGCUGCCCCCCGCGGCUGCGCUGAGGGCUGCAGGGAGGGCUGCCAGUGCCAGCCGGGCUUCCUGCUGAGCGACGGCGAGUGCGUGCCCCUGCAGGACUGCGGCUGCGCCCACGAGAGCCGCUACUACCCCUCCGGCGCCACCUUCUACCCCCGGGGCGACUGCACGCAGCGCUGCAGCUGCCUCGCGGGCGCCGUGUCCUGCAGCGCGGCCUCCUGCGGCCCCCAGGAGACCUGCAAGGUGCUGGCCGGGGUGCAGGCCUGCCACCCGCGGAGCUACGCCAGCUGCGCGGUCUCCGGGAACUCGCACUACCUCACCUUCGACGGGGUGCGCUACGACUUCCAGGGCGCCUGCGGCUACACGCUGGCCCAGGUGUCGGGCUCGGCCGCCGCGGGGCUGGCGCGCUUCUCCGUGCAGCUGCAGAAGGAGCGGGCGGGCGCCGGCGGGCUGGCCGUGCCCCGCUCGGUCGCGGUGUCGGUGUACGAGGUGUCCGUCGCCCUGGAGAAGAGCCUGCCCUGGCAGAUACGGGUGAACGGCGUCCGCAUCAACCUGCCCUUCUCGCUGGCCGGCGGGAAGCUCCGGGUGUCCCAGGUGGGCAAGGGCAUCGUGCUGCAGGCCGACUUCGGCCUGACCGUGACCUACGACCUCCAGCAGACCGUGUCCGUCACGGUACCGUCCACCUACUCUGGCCAGCUGGUGGGAGCCUGCGGGAACUACAACGGCCGCGUGGACGACGAAUUCGCCCUUCCUUCUGGCGCCCCCGCAGGCAGCGCCAGCGAGUUUGGGGUGGCGUGGAGACUCGAGGGCGACCAGGAGCUCUGUGGGGACGGCUGCCUGGCAGGGGGCUGCCCCAAGCCCGUAGACAAAGACAAGGAGGCCCUGAAGAAGCCGGACAAGUGCGGGCUGAUUUCUUCCCCCCAGGGGCCUCUGGCUGCUUGUCACUCAGUGCUGUCCCCUGCUGGUUUUGUGGAAAACUGCGUCUCUGACAGCUUCGCAGCGGAGGGGAAGAUGGAGGCAGUGUGUUUGGGGAUACAGGCAUACGUCACAGCCUGCCAGGAGGCCGGGGUCACGCUGAAAAACUGGAGGAGCAACAGCUUCUGUCCCUUCUCCUGUCCUGCCAAGAGCCACUACGCCCUCUGCGCCGACACGUGUGGCAGCAGCUGCCCAGCGGUCACCGGCCCGCUGACCUGCGCCCAGACCUGCGCGGAGGGCUGCGAGUGCGACGCCGGCUUCGUCGCCGACGGCAACAAGUGUGUGGCGGUCCAGGACUGUGGCUGCGACCUGGUCGGGAUGUAUCUGAAGGGCGGCCAGGUCGUCUACAGGAACGACUGCACCCAGAGGUGCUCCUGCGACGCCAGGCACGACGCGGUGUGUGAGACACACAGCUGCCCAGCUGACACCCAGUGCGGGGUGAGGAACGGGGCCCUGGGCUGCUACCCCACCCACGCCACCUGCACGCUGAGCCAGGGCUCCGUGGGGUCCUUCGACGGGGCCAACAGCACCCUCAAGAUAGGGGGCCACUUCGAUGUGGCCGUCCACCCCGCCAGCCAGCUGUCCAGCGUGGGCCGGUUCCGGGUGGUGGCUGGGGUCCGCGUUUGCGGCCAGGACCAGCCGACCCUGGGAGUGGUGUUCGGCUUCUUCGGAGAGACUCUGGUCACCGUGUCCAGCAAGCAGAAGGUCUGGGUGAACGGCCAGCCAGUGACCCUGCCCUGGAAGGCCAGCGAGAAGCUGACCGUGACGCUGGCGGAGGGGGCGGUGGUGGUGGUGCAUGAUGGGAAGGCAGUGAUGCGCCUGAACGCCCUGAGAGCCGAGAGGGUUGGUGCUAUAAUCCCAGAGGACUGGGACUCGUUUCCUCGGAUGUUUGGAGCAGUCUAA